AUGGCCGGCUCGAGCUUCUAUGGGUCUUGUGGUGGUAAAAAGAGCUGUGGAAAGCCAUAUGUCUUUGACCGCGUGUUCCCCCCGAACACGACUCAGGAGCAAGUUUAUCAUGCGUGUGCCAUGCAGAUCGUCAAAGACGUCCUUGCUGGCUACAAUGGUACAAUUUUUGCAUAUGGACAGACAUCCUCAGGGAAAACACAUACCAUGGAGGGAAAGCUGCACGACCCUCAGCUGAUGGGAAUCAUUCCUCGGAUUGCUCGAGACAUCUUCAACCACAUCUACUCCAUGGAUGAGAACCUCGAAUUCCACAUUAAGGUUUCUUACUUUGAGAUUUACCUGGAUAAGAUCAGAGAUCUUUUGGACGUGACCAAGACAAACCUGUCUGUGCAUGAGGACAAAAACCGGGUGCCGUUUGUCAAGGGCUGUACCGAACGCUUCGUGUCCAGCCCGGAGGAGAUUCUGGAUGUGAUCGACGAAGGGAAGUCGAACCGUCACGUGGCCGUCACCAACAUGAACGAGCACAGCUCUCGGAGUCACAGCAUCUUCCUCAUCAACAUCAAGCAGGAGAACAUCGAGACUGAGCAAAAGCUCAGCGGGAAGCUGUACCUUGUGGACCUGGCCGGGAGCGAGAAGGUCAGCAAGACUGGCGCGGAGGGGGCUGUGCUGGAUGAGGCAAAGAAUAUCAACAAGUCGCUGUCGGCCCUGGGGAACGUGAUCUCCGCCCUGGCUGAGGGCACGAAAAGCUACGUGCCCUACCGUGACAGCAAGAUGACGCGGAUUCUCCAGGACUCUCUGGGAGGAAACUGCAGGACCACCAUGUUCAUCUGCUGCUCGCCAUCCAGCUACAACGACGCCGAGACCAAGUCCACCUUGAUGUUCGGGCAGCGGGCAAAGACUAUUAAGAACACUGCCUCGGUGAAUCUGGAGUUGACUGCUGAGCAAUGGAAGAAGAAAUAUGAGAAGGAGAAGGAGAAGACCAAGGCCCAGAAGGAGACCAUUGCGAAGCUGGAGGCCGAGCUGAGCCGGUGGCGCAAUGGAGAGAACGUACCCGAGACCGAGCGCCUGGCUGGGGAGGAUUCAGCUCUGGGAGCUGAGCUCUGCGAGGAGACCCCCGUGAACGACAACUCAUCCAUCGUGGUCCGCAUCGCACCGGAGGAGAGGCAGAAGUACGAGGAAGAGAUCCGACGCCUCUACAAACAGCUGGAUGACAAGGACGAUGAGAUCAACCAGCAGAGCCAGCUCAUCGAGAAGUUGAAGCAGCAGAUGCUGGACCAGGAGGAGCUGCUGGUGUCUACUCGGGGAGACAAUGAGAAGGUCCAGCGGGAACUAAGCCACCUGCAGUCGGAGAACGACGCGGCCAAGGAUGAGGUGAAGGAAGUUCUUCAGGCUCUGGAGGAGUUGGCCGUCAACUAUGACCAGAAGUCCCAGGAGGUGGAGGAGAAGAGCCAGCAGAACCAGCUGCUGGUGGACGAGCUGUCCCAGAAGGUGGCCACCAUGCUGUCCCUGGAGUCUGAGCUACAGCGGCUCCAGGAGGUCAGUGGACACCAGCGAAAACGGAUCGCUGAGGUACUGAAUGGGCUGAUGAAGGACCUGAGUGAGUUCAGUGUCAUCGUGGGCAACGGUGAGAUUAAGCUGCCGGUGGAGAUCAGCGGGGCCAUAGAAGAGGAGUUCACUGUGGCCCGACUCUACAUCAGCAAAAUCAAAUCGGAGGUCAAGUCUGUGGUUAAGCGGUGCCGGCAGCUGGAGAACCUCCAGGUGGAGUGUCAUCGCAAGAUGGAGGUGACUGGGAGGGAGCUGUCGUCCUGCCAGCUGCUCAUCUCACAGCAUGAGGCCAAGAUCCGUUCGCUCACGGAAUACAUGCAGAGUGUGGAGCUGAAGAAGAGACAUCUGGAAGAGUCCUACGACUCCCUGAGCGAUGAACUGGCCAAGCUGCAGGCGCAGGAAACUGUGCAUGAAGUGGCCCUGAAAGACAAGGAGCCAGACACACAGGAUGCAGAGGAAGUGAAGAAGGCCCUGGAGCUGCAGAUGGAGAAUCACCGUGAGGCCCAUCACCGGCAGCUGGCCCGACUCCGGGAUGAGAUCAAUGAGAAGCAGAGGACCAUCGAUGAGCUAAAAGACCUGAACCAGAAGCUGCAGCUGGAGCUGGAGAAGCUUCAGGCUGAUUAUGAGAGGCUGAAGAACGAGGAGCAUGAGAAGAGCGCCAAACUGCAGGAGCUGACAUUUCUGUACGAGCGACAUGAGCAGUCCAAGCAGGACCUCAAAGGGCUGGAGGAGACAGUUGCCCGGGAACUCCAGACCCUCCACAACCUUCGCAAGCUGUUCGUUCAAGACGUCACGACUCGAGUCAAGAAAAGUGCAGAAAUGGAGCCCGAGGACAGUGGGGGGAUUCACUCCCAGAAGCAGAAGAUCUCCUUUCUUGAGAACAACCUGGAGCAGCUUACUAAAGUUCACAAACAGCUGGUACGUGACAAUGCAGAUCUGCGUUGUGAGCUUCCGAAACUGGAAAAACGACUUAGGGCUACGGCUGAGAGAGUUAAGGCCCUGGAGGGUGCACUGAAGGAGGCCAAGGAGGGCGCCAUGAAGGACAAGCGCCGGUACCAGCAAGAGGUGGACCGGAUCAAGGAGGCUGUACGGUACAAGAGCUCCGGCAAGCGGGGCCAUUCUGCCCAGAUUGCUAAGCCUGUGAGGCCUGGCCACUACCCGGCCUCCUCACCCACCAACCCCUACGGCACACGGAGCCCCGAGUGUAUCAGUUACACCAACAACCUCUUCCAGAACCUGCAUCUGCAGGCUGCACCUAGCUCCACCUCAGAUAUGUACUUUGCUAACUCCUGUGCCCGCAAUGGAGCCACACCUGGCGGCCCCUUAGCUUCCUACCAGAAGGCCAACAUGGACAACGGAAACGCCACAGACAUCAACGACAACAGGAGUGACCUGCCAUGCGGCUAUGAGGCUGAGGACCAGGCCAAGCUUUUCCCCCUCCACCAAGAGACAGCAGCCAGCUAACUCCCAUGCCUGGUGACGUAUCUGCACUUUCAGUUUCUAAGAGGGACUGAGGCCUCUUCUCUCAGCAUGCUGCACACCCUGUGGUCUCUGACACUAGCUCCCUCUCCAGCCCGUGUUGUUGGACCUGUCGAUGUCCUCCUCCUACUUCAUGUCUUUGUACUCUGUAUCUAUACACGAGAAGCUGCUGCUGCGUCUCCCUC
Messenger RNA from Peromyscus eremicus (cactus mouse), 3206 nucleotides. It is a transcript of the gene Kif5a, whose product is annotated as kinesin family member 5A. Bases 1 to 3006 code for a protein of 1001 amino acids. Lineage: Eukaryota; Metazoa; Chordata; Mammalia; Rodentia; Cricetidae. Gene Ontology annotation, biological process: microtubule-based movement. The transcript is spliced from 29 exons. Gene Ontology annotation, molecular function: microtubule motor activity; microtubule binding; ATP binding. The record is from RefSeq and is a predicted model, not a curated record.